Acanthopagrus latus (yellowfin seabream) is the source of this 2893-nucleotide messenger RNA. RefSeq names its product carboxypeptidase N subunit 2. The transcript is spliced from 2 exons. Bases 162 to 1727 code for a protein of 521 amino acids. Lineage: Eukaryota; Metazoa; Chordata; Actinopteri; Spariformes; Sparidae. Gene Ontology annotation, molecular function: protein binding. The record is from RefSeq and is a predicted model, not a curated record.
UGCGAGCAGGUGAAACCGUGGCAGAAGCUGGCCACUGACCAAAGGUUUUGUCUUGCCUAAUUCAGACUUGUUGUCGGCUGCACUUUGUGACAGCGGACGUUUAGAUUCCACAGGGAUAUUUGUUUCAAUGCUGUGGGAUCGCUGCGAGACGGAGUAAAGAAAUGGACAAAGAAUUGGGCCUGAUUGUGAUCCUGGCGCUGCUUCUCUGCCCCAAAGGCAACACGGGCUCACAAACCUUUUGUCCAUACAAAUGCCACUGUUUCACUUCAGCCCAAGUGCUCUGCGCUGAUGGAGGGCUGUCAUAUUUACCCAGGAACAUGUCCCGGCAGGUCAAGGACUUCAUCUUAAUAUCGUCUGAUCUGCAGUACCUGUUCUCGUACACUUUGAGGGAUAGCCCCCAACUCACCAAGCUUGUCUUCAUAAAUAAUGCACUGAGAAGCAUUCACUCGCAGGCUUUUGAGCAUCUGGUUGAGCUGCAGGAGCUGGAGGUCAGUGGGAGCCCCUGGCUGGACAGUUUAUUUCUGGGGACGUUCGCCAAGCAGGAAAACCUGACCAAACUGACGCUUAACUACAACGGGUUGAAGACGGUGCUCCCUGGCACGUUCGACUCUCUUAUCCAGCUGGAAACUCUGCAGAUGAAGGGCAACGCCAUAUCAGAGCUGCCCUCAUUUCUCUUUGCGAACCUCCAAAACCUGCGUGUCCUGGAUCUGUCCCGAAAUAAGCUCGAGACAGUGACCUUUUCGGGUCUUGCAAGACUGGAGACCCUGAAAAUGAACCACAACCUCAUCAGCGAGCUCACAUCUGACACGUUCCACAAUAUUUCUGGGCUGACAGAGCUUCACCUGGAGGGGAAUAAGAUAGCAGAGCUCGCUGACGGCGUCUUCUUUGCGUUAACCGAACUGCAGGUGCUGAACCUCCGCGGUAACCUUCUCACAACUUUCAGCGAUAAAGUGUUUGGAUUCGAGGCCUCAAAUCUGACGGAACUGAACCUUAAAGGCAACAGACUGACGGAGCUGUCCUCUCUAGGCAGUUUUACAUCCCUCUCCGACCUUAACUUGUCCUCUAAUCAGCUCUCCAGCCUUCCUGAAGACGUUUUCAGAAAUGUCACAGCCCUGGAGUAUCUGGACCUGUCUGAAAACCAGCUCACCUCGCUGCCCGAAACGAUCUUCAGCAGUCUAUUCAACAUCAAAACAAUCCACCUGAACAAGAACAGCCUGAGCAAAGUGGCCGCCAAGCUGUUCGAGGACCAGGUGCUCAUUCAGCAGCUCUACCUCGACGACAACCAGAUGGAAACCAUGCCGUGGGGCCUUUUAGACUCUUUUGCCAUCCAGCACACAGUGAGGCUGCACGGAAACCCCUGGAGAUGUGACUGUCACCUGUGGUAUCUGUAUGACUGGGUGCAGAGGAACAGCCAGGACAUAGAGAUGCUCGACAGGGUGCUCUGCCAGAGCCCCGGCUUUCUGCGGCGGCGGCCGGUCGCCUCCGUCGACAGAGAGCAGCUGGUGUGUCGGCUGACUCAAGACGAGGUGCCCGAUUUCAGCCGCUGUAGCCAAGAAGCUUUCAAAGACACAGUGGUCAUCAAGUGCAAAGUGGAUAAAUGCUCCCCGCUGACUGUGAAGGUGCAGCUUCAGGAGAGCGGCGGCGGUUUUAAGGAGCACACUUUCAACAUUGAGCCUGAAUAUUCUCAAUGUAGCAAUGAGACCGCGAUCUACAGCCCCAUUCACUAGUUCUCCGAGUUAAUCAGACUUUGUUCUCUGUGUAAAUACGUCCUCAUGCAUCUGGCCGUUAUUCACUGAAGGGGUCGCAUCAUACAGGAUGUUCUGAAUGUCACAGUCAAUAAUGUAAACAGACCUGUAACUCACCAGCAGCUGAUAAACAGUUUACACGCAUGCCGCUGAAUGAUAAGAGGGGUGGGUGAACCCUUUUCCUGCAGGGUUCAAAGGUGCGCUAUGUAGUUUUGGGAAAGAAAGAGAAAGAUCUUUUUUUUUUCUUUUUUUAAGCCUAAGCAAACUAAAGCAACAAACUCUCUUUGUUUUCAUGACUGAAUAAACAAACUGACAUUAAAGAACAACACAGUUUCAUGCUGUUUCACUUUGUUUAUAUGUGGCGGACCCUGCCACAUUUCAAGCUUCCAACAGUGUCCUGGGACCUUAUUCACCUCUGAAAACAGCUUGUUUAUCUAGUUAUGGAAAAAAAAUUAUAUGUCUGAGUUUGUAUUAUUACCUCAUAAAUAUUGGAAAUAUAAAAAAUCAGAGUUCUCCAAAACUACAAAGAGCACCCUUCAAGAUCUGAUCACUGAUAAAAGGAGCUAUGAGUUCAAUCUGAUCAAUCAUGGAGACUUUGUGAAGUUUUGGAACACACUGCCCAUGUGAUAUGUCAAUAAAAUGUCAUAUUUGCAUCAUCAAAUGAUUAACUUAACACUUUGAAAAGACAGGAAACAGAGUCCCUCCUCAGGGCAGUGAUGGGAGAAGUAUUAGAUAUUCAGAUAUUCAGAUUCAGAUAUGUGGAAAAUGGUCCCCCACGGUUGGAGGUGAGUGGAACACCACUGUGGUAAAUACAAACAACAGCUUUCUAACAGUGUGUCGGACGUCAUGUAGGCGCUGAUGACAGACAGAAGUCAGUGUUAUGUGUUGAAAACAUGUAUGUUGAAGUAAACACGUAUGUAGCGCUGUGAUUCUUCCCUCUCACUGAAGUUACAUAGUGCGGAAACAAGUGAGGGGUGGAGUUACUGAGACAGAGACACUGUUCGCUCUGCUACAAGACACUGAACCAUCAACAUGAUUCUGAAGCUGCCAUUUUCAAGUAAACAGAAAAGUUACCUAAUGUUGCUACCACAACAUAAAACCCUGCACUCUAAGUUUUAUUUGUGAAAUACUAUCAAUAUAUACAUAUA